Messenger RNA from Guyanagaster necrorhizus, 1004 nucleotides. RefSeq names its product RTA1-domain-containing protein. Bases 39 to 1004 code for a protein of 321 amino acids. Lineage: Eukaryota; Fungi; Basidiomycota; Agaricomycetes; Agaricales; Physalacriaceae. Gene Ontology annotation, cellular component: fungal-type vacuole; plasma membrane. The record is from RefSeq and is a predicted model, not a curated record. The transcript has 10 exons.
CCUGGUAGCCUGUAAAGGUCCUCCUGCGCUUCAAAACCAUGUCCCUCCUAGAACAUGUGCAAAGUCUCGUUACCAGUGCUGAGGCUUCGCGACAGGACUCUCAAUAUGGAUACACCCCAUCGAAAGGCGUUACCCUCACAUUCAUUAUUCUAUUCGGAAUAUCUACCCUAACCCACACGGCUCAGAGCAUUUUCUUCCGCAUGUGGUGGGUCUUCCCGACUAUUAUCCUUUCCGGAUGCCUCGAGAUUUUGGGAUGGAGCGGGAGGUUUUGGUCAAGUAUAUCCCCAGACCUAAGUAAUCCUUUCAUGAUACAAAUAACGGCUACGAUCAUUGGACCCACACCACUUGUCGCAGCUAGUUUUCUCAUCCUUGGAGCUAUAAUCCGUAUUCUUGGACCUGCUUACAGCAGGCUGAGUCCUAGAGCAUAUUCCAUUAUAUUCGUCAGCUGCGACAUUCUUUCAUUGGUGAUACAAGGCGCCGGUGGCGGUAUUGCCUCGUCCGCGUCGAAUAACAAUGACCUCAACGGUGCCAAGCUAGGUAGCAAUGUCAUGCUCGCCGGUAUUGUCUUGCAGCUCGCUGCCAUCUCGUUCUACGCCAUCCUCGCUUGCGAAUUCCUCAUCCGGUACACCCACAACCGCCCUGUUCCAAGACUAUUCUCCCGCAAGGAACGGAACGGUUCCUUGGUGACCCUCUCGUCGCCCACUAUCGAACGUGGUGUCAUGACUACGAAAAUAAAGCUCAUGAUCGUCGCGCUCGCAUUCAACACAUUGUGUCUCUUCAUUCGUUCGAUUUAUCGUACGAUCGAACUCGCCGAUGGGUGGAACGGCAGGAUCAUCCUUACGGAAGUUUACUUCAAUGUUCUCGAUGGGGCCAUGGUGGUCUUGGCUAUAUACACGCUGAACUUCGCGCAUCCUGGCCUCCUUAUUGGUCGCUCCAUGGGAAGAAACCGGGAUGCUGUAGACGCAGAGAAGAACGGUAGCACACUUGGGCUUCGCACACUGUGA